This is a messenger RNA of Guillardia theta CCMP2712, 1281 nucleotides long. RefSeq lists its product as hypothetical. The record is from RefSeq and is a predicted model, not a curated record. NCBI's taxonomy places the organism in Eukaryota, Cryptophyceae, Pyrenomonadales, Geminigeraceae. The coding region runs from base 1 to 1281 and encodes 426 amino acids. The transcript has 8 exons.
AUGAUCCUGGUCAUGACAGGUGAAGCAAGUAAAGCAAGCUCGUCAGGAGCUAAGCGAUCACAUCGCUCUGCUCCAGGAAGGACCAAGAAGCCGUUCAGGAGGUGGGCAACGGUCUCCCGUUCCAACGUGUCUGAAAAAGCUCUGUCUGUAGGAGGUCCCCCCGUGGACGAUAGGCUGAAAAACUUGGAGAGUGAGUUGCGGGCUAUUCAGGCAAAGAAGAAGCUGGCUUUAUCACAGAUCACAGCUAUGAGAAGGGAGUUGUCGAGCCAAGACGCAUCCCAAUCCGUGAUCGAGCUUCAAUCGGUUCACGAGCCAUCUGCGGGGCAUAUAGGAGAUGUCGAAGAGCUAUACUCGUUCCUUCAUGAGAAAGCUCUCAGCUUUGCAGACUCAGGAAGAAAUCAAGAAGGAGAUCAGUCUCUUCACAUCACCGACCUCUCUUCCGUCAAGGGAGAGCAGUCGACUGAUCUGUCUAGAGCAACAGCAACAGCUUUCUCAGAAGAAGACGCGCAGUCUUGGCUACAACCUGUUCUCACUGCGAAGUCUUACCUCAGCCUCAUCAAGUCGCUCGGCUUCCACUAUCACAUUGAGAAGGGCGCGGCACUGUUUGCCUUCUCGAUGUGGGCUCGUUCGAAUGCUACGGAAGGGGAAGAUGUCAAGUCAGAAUGGCGCCUGACUUUCUUGCAGUUCUGUGAGUGUAUCAAAGACAUGCUGGAGGCAUCCGAGAUCAGUUCGAUCGGGUCGGUGCAAGCACACGCACUGAAAGCGAUGAUCAAACGCAUGAAGGGGCGACUGAGUGGAAAUUCCUCCACCCGUCCUCAACAAGAGAGAAGAUCUCGGGGGAAGAGUCAGACCAAGACGUCCCAUUACGCGUUCUUAUCACAGCAUGAUUCAGCUUUCAAGGGGUCGUUGACCACGAGCAAGCUUGUCAAGCAUGAAAGUACUGUCGAAUGGGAGCUGUGGAAGCUGAUGAAGCAAUCUGGGCUCCUCGACACGGACAUGGAGGGAGCAAGUGGAAGGCGGAGAAAUCCAUCGGAUCAGCUUGCCAGGAUCAUCCCCACCGUCUCUUCUGCUCCCGUCUUCUCUAAGAAGAGAAUCUCCGUGAUGUUUGCAGAGGAUGCAGAGACCGCUGACUCGUCCGACACCUCACGCAAGAGCAGCCCCAAGGCAAAUCCCAAUGGAAGAGAGGAGGAUGAAACGUCCUUCCGGCCGAACCCUGAGUACUGGAGGUUGAGGCAGGAGUUCGCGUACAGAAAGACUGCAAUCGACCUUGACGCUCAUUAG